This is a messenger RNA of Aspergillus glaucus CBS 516.65, 750 nucleotides long. RefSeq lists its product as uncharacterized. The transcript is spliced from 2 exons. Lineage: Eukaryota; Fungi; Ascomycota; Eurotiomycetes; Eurotiales; Aspergillaceae. The record is from RefSeq and is a predicted model, not a curated record. The coding region runs from base 193 to 612 and encodes 139 amino acids.
AUGGCAGUUACUGGCUACUUUCUUGACUCAGAGUGAAACUACUGUGAGAUUCUCCUUGGUUUUGAGCCACUCCACGGAGCCCACUCUGGUGCAAACCUAAGCACUGUUCUCUUAAAACUCCUUCAGCAGCAUCAGAUUACAGACUGGGUAUUAGCCUUUACAACAUACAGCGCCUCUAAUAAUAGCACAUUGAUGUCAAGUGUUCAAGAAGCAGUUCAGUCCCUUGAUUCCAGCAAUGACACUUUGAUCAUUCAGGUUCCAUGCCUUGUGCAUGUUAUCCAGCUUAGUCUCAAAGAGCUACUUGGGGAGGUGAAGGCAGACCCCAAGAAUAAUACAACAGAGAUGGAAUGGAUGGAGUCUUCUACAAGCUCUGUUCAACAGACCAAGGAGAUAGCGAAUACAUUAAACAAGGUUCGGGCAUUACCUGUCUUCAUUAAUGCAAGCCCUCAGCGCCGGGAAGCAUUCCAAAGCUUACAGUCUGAAUUGCCAAAGCUUGUUCCAAUUCAAGACAUUCAAUCCCGCUGGAACUCCACAUUCUUGAUGUUUCGCCGUGCCAAACAACUACAAUCAACAUUUGAUGAGUAUUGUGUUGAAUAUGAACAGCCUAUCUAAAAUUAGAUACAGAGGAGUGGCGUCAGAUUGAGUAUCUACUGUGACGGUCUCGAGCAAUAUGAAUCUAUUGGUAGACUAUCUGACGAAAUUCUAACAUGAGGAGAGAAAGGAAAUGGGCAGGGCCUGCCGGCAACGGGC